UUUUCUUGCCAUUGAGUAAUGUAGGGAAACCGGGAAACCGCACUCUUUCGGGGAGUUGUUUUCUAAAGAUUCUACUGAAAUCAAGUGCUGAUGAUCACAUAGCAUAUUAGAUGGCUAGUCCUCUUGAAGCCUGAAUCACAUUGCCAGAAGGAUGGAAGAAGUAGUGAGCAAUGCAGCACUUCAAGGAGAUGGACAACCAGAAAAUGUUGUAGUUAACUUGAGAAGAAUUUUUGUUGAUGAGUCACGUGAUUUGAAUUGUCCAAAAGAUUGUGAAAUGUCAACAGAACAGGCUACUGUUGACCUAAGUGAUAAAACUAAAACAGAAAAUGGUGUGAAUCUUCCUAAAACCCAACAUGGAGGUCUUGUUAAAUGCGAUAAUACAGAAACCGUGAGUGCAGAAAGGAAUCAAAUGUUGAGAGAUGAACCAAUCAGUGAAUCAGAGUUUCAACUGCUGUUUGUGAAUCUAGAUAAUCUUGAAAACAAGAAUCCGUAUGUGAACCAGCAUAAUUUGGAAACGACUUUUGGUCCUGGUAAUGGAUUCCCUAAGACUCAAAUAAAUAGUGAUGUGCCAGAGAGCAAUAAUCCUUCACUAAAAAGAGGUCGUGGAAGACCGAAAGGAUCCACCAAUAAAAGCACUGCAAAGAAGUUGAAAAAGAAAGAAUCAAAGACAAAGCAGAAGCGAUUUGUUUAUCAACAAACCGAAAUAUUGCCGGACAGGUUGAAGAAGAAAGUGAAAGUCGAGUCGGAUGUUGUCAUUAACUUGACAAAGAGGAUAAUUGCACCCGUAAUGGAGAAAACCUUCGAACUAAAGGAGAAUGUUGACAAAAGCACCUGGAAGCUCCUAGAUAAAAAGUCGAUUGUCUGUGCUCUUUGUAAUAAGCCAGGAAACUUUGCUGUUCUUGGCCCUCUCUUUGGUCCUUAUAGACUGAGUGUGAAUAGUGACCCGGGAAGACAAAAACAGCCACACAAAGAUGAAAAGACCCUUUUUAUUCGAUUGCACAGAGACUGCAGUAUAUGGACCCCUGGAAUCUGCAUCAUAGAAUCAGAGCUGCGUGGCAUAGCGGGUGCCAUUUCGGAAGCUGCUAGAAAGAAAUGCAACAUCUGUUCUGAAAUUGGUGCAUCUCUUGUCUGUCUCAAUGGUGCUUGCACGAGAUCAUUUCAUUACGUCUGUGCCAAGCAAACUGGAUGCGCCUUCAAUUCAGAAGAUUUAACAAUACGCUGUCCUAGCCAUAAGUGAUGCAACAACUUCACCUGGAUAGCCUGAAAUGUGCGUUUCAAGUACUGACUGCGAGAGGUUCCGUAGAUGUAUUAUUGUCUCAAAGUUAACUGUGUACACCAAAUUGAACUUUAAGCAAUUUAGACAGAAGGUGUCUUUUCAUAACGUCUUUCUCAUAACUUGGAAGCUUUCAGUUUGCUGGUUAAGCGUGCCCAUCAUGUAUAUGCAAAUUUAUUGAUCUAGCUAUGUGUCACAAAAAUGAAAGCUUUGUGUCCAUUUUUGUAGUGGCACUGCAACUAUGAUGUUUCUGGAUGAAGGUUUAACAUGUGCUUAGUUUUAAAAUACGAAGGAAAGAUGAGAAAGAUGGUUCUUGAAUAGUAUGCAACAAUUGAUCACCAGUCACUGGUCCAAAUUAAAUGUAGCGAACUUCUUUAUUCUUGAAGCACGCUGGUCUUCCCAUGUACCAGCACCAUUUAACCCUAAUGCAUGAUGCCUUUCAGGAUGCCACUACCUUAAAAUUGGGUAUUAAAGCUUGAAAGUAGGAUUUUGUUUGUCUUCCAUCUUUUUCAAGGCUUUAAAUUGGUCGUGUCUGCUUCUGCCGUGCCGUGUCUAAUGAAAGCACUGACUGUCAUUAAGCGAGGACACCACUUGAAAUAGUACAGAAUAUGCAUGUUUAUUCAGAAGUGUCUAUGCCUUAAUCAAAUCAAAGGGAUUUUUUAGACAAGUGAUGUCAGAAUUGACUGGAUACCUUUCAAUGAGCAUUGCUAUGGAGAUGUUGUCUCUGUACGAAGAAGAGUGAAUAUUGACGAAAUUUAUUCAACAGUUUUCCAAAAUGCCGUUUGUUUGAGUUCAAGCGCCAGUGAGUCGAGUAUUUUCCAGCAGUAAAGUGAACUAUGAUUACACAUCUCUACUGAAAGUAUGGUUAGUAAGAAGCGCAUAGCUUCGUUUCAAGUAAGGCUGUCAUUUACAACAGUAUGUAAGCGAAUGUGAAUGUUCAAGCAUGGUGUGGGCUCUAUGAAUGCAAUCAUUUUUGACAGCAAUUAACCUACUGAAUCAAUUCAAUAAUAGGGUGGGAAUGAUUGCCGUUAAAUGCUAUAAAUGCAAGCGUUUCUUUCUAAUUUAUAAUUUGAUCGAUUAAAUGCAAGCACCUGUUCUCAUUUUCAAGUUGCUCCAUCCAGGUCUUGGCUUGGAGACGGGGGGCUUCAUUGGAAUCUUUUCCUAUAUCCUGGAUAUACCUGUUUAUAAGCUGCUUCUUGCUGGUUUUAAUAACCAUGAACAAUUUUUAUUUCUAGCCUUUAUAGACUUCUGUACAGCCGCCUCGAGAAGCCAUUGGGGGUGUCUAUUUGCUCACAGAGCAUUUUCUCAUUAGUAGCAAAAGAUGCAUUGGUUCUUGCUUCAUCUGGUCAGGUUUAGUGAAGAAAUGUGUGGUCAUUAUAAGCCUUUUUUCUGACAGUUUUUUUUUAAAUGAUUGCACUUCAUAGGUCUGCUUUACCCCCGUGACACCUGCUUCGCGUUCUAUGAAUAAUUUUAUGGCUCAGACAAUUCAAAUCUUUAACCAUACCCUAAAGCUUUUAGAAUUAUGGCUGAGAUGUCAUGAAAAUUUGGAAACAUUAACCUUACGCUCAAGCUUAGUGCUAAUUUAGCCUACUAAGCGAGCAGGUAUCAAGCGAAAGUCAGCCUGUCCGAUCAUAUCAUUUUGUCAACAUUUUGCUUUUUAUAUCCAUGGAAACGUGCAUUCGCAAUAUGGUCAUACGAUGAGUUACGACGAUGGAAGAAUGCUGCAUUCCUCGUAAUUCUGUGCUAUUUAGUGAGAGUAUUGGCAAAUGGCAUCCAAAAGGACUAUCGUCAUCAAGUUAUGCCUUUUCCUUCACAUCUUGGAAGUUCUCUUGGGAAUUGUCUUGACAGUAUUUUCAUUUUUGUUGGAAAAUGCUGCUGACGUGAGUUUGGCUGAAACAGCCAGCUGGCUCGGUAUACCAUGUGCACUAUUUGGCCUCGUUGGAAUAGUCAUCAUUGUUUUAAACAAAUUAAAGGAAGAGCUCGUUUUUGUAUUAGUCUUUCAUGGACUUGUCAUUACCCUUUCCAUCAUAUGUUUGAUUCUUGUUGCUCCGAAAGUCGUCAGAUGGGAACCAGUUUCAAGCUAUCAAACAUCGGGCAAAUGUCAUCAGUUAAAAGGAAGCUGCAAUUGUACUGUGCCCUUACCAACUACAGUGUAUAAGUGCGUUGAUUUAGCCGGCAUUUACGAUUUGGCCCUGAUCAUUGCUGUCAUUGUUGGACUGUGCUUAGCGAUUGGUGUCUUGGCCGCAUACUUUGACUUUCUUAUCAUCAGCAAAUACGUUCCAAAGGAUAAUCAUAUGCAAAAUUCGAAUCAGACAAAGAAAGGAGUUUACGACCAAGAACACCUUGUAGAUUUAUCUGAAGAUAUUGGACAUAUUGGACCUCUUAACACGCCAGACCUAGUGCCGAAAUUGGAUGACGAGAUUCCCUCGAGAGUCAUCUCAGUAGAAUGGAACAGAUGCAGUGAGGCAGAAGUGCCCUUGGAAGAGGUAAUGCAAGAAGUUGAGAGAUAUUCAAUGGGUAGUGCAGCCUCACUUCCAGUCUGUCAUUCUGCUGGUGACCCUAAACCUGAGCAAUUAGACAAAAAAUCUCGGCCUUCUUCGAUGCCUAACUCUGUCACUGGCAGCAAGCAAAGCAUUCGUUCCAGGAAAGACACACUUUUGCGACGUCUGCAAACAGUACAGGCACGUAACCAGAACGACGAAAAUGGUGGUGAGGACGACCAGGACGAUGCUUUAUUGAAUGAGCUGGAGAAAAACUCUCGAUCCUCUUCUGCUGGUCAGCUUGAUGGAAAUGCUUCUCCCAUAAAUGGCAACAACAUCCAUGAAAGCAACAAUCAAGCUAAAAAUCCUGUUAAAAGUGCAUCAAGAAAUGCAACUGGUGCAGAAGAGGGAGGAGAUGUAUCCCCAAGAACUUCAACCCAAAAGGCCGAUUCAAAACGAAGCUGUUCGGAGAGCAAUUUUAAUCAAAAGAAUAUCAAAGGACAAUCACAAAAAGUUGAGGCUCAACGAAGUCUUUCAGAAGGAAAUGUUGUUGAUGAGGUGCGAAGGAACUCUAGGAUUAGAUCUCUUGGACAAAUAAAGCCAACAGAUUCAACCGAAUUGAAAGAUGCGUUUAAGAGUGGAGAAGGUAAUGGCGUAGAUGGAAGAGAAGAGGCAGAUCAAGAUGAAUUGGCUCAAGGAAAUGCAAUCUCGCAAAGUCCAUCUCGUCGCUCUGGCUAUGCUAAUCGAGAGUUUUAUGGACUCCCGCCAAUACCGCUUAAGGAAUUAAAAGCUGAUCUUUCAAUCCAAGAAAGGACAUUUUCGGCACCCUCUUUGCCAUACUUUGAUUUGAACACCAAAGAAACAAUUACCUUGCCAAGAGCAAUUAGGCCAGGAAGUUCAGGAAGUCAGGUUCUUGCGAGAGACAAGAGGCGAGAUCUGCCACAGACCCGAAACAAUCUCAUUGACGAUGAACUCCUCGUUCACCAAACAAGUAAUCUUUAUGAGAAGCAAGACAGCAUUUCUGAACAAGAUGACGAGCCACGACGGAGAAAUUCUUUCGAGACAGUAUCAACUGACAUUGACAUAGACGAUGGGGCAAAUAUUUCGGAAGCUUCUGAUGAGCAAGGAAAGAAACCGAGAUGGCAUCCACCCUGGCAGUUGAAACAAGAAAUAAUUGCACACAAAGAGUCGAUUCCUGUGCUGGCGAUAGAGCCAAGAAAUCGCUGGUUUGCAUCUGGUUCAGCAGAUAAAACUAUCAAGAUAUGGGAUCUAAACAAUGGCAACUGCAGACUGACAGUGAAAGGACACAAAGCUGGGGUUCGUGCACUCACCUUUGGGAGCAGCGGUCACAGGUUCAUCUAUUCAGCUGCCGAUGACAGGCAGCUCCUCUGCACUGACAUUGAAGUCAACAGGAUUGUCACUCACUAUCCUGACCAAAGCUCUGUUAUUUAUGCAAUGGGGAUGUACAGGCAGGCUGAGUUGCUAGUGACCUGCGGUAGGGAUAAAUACGUCAAGAUAUGGGACACGCGGGAGAAGAAGUGUAUAAAAACAAUGCGAGGCCACAUGAACAGCGUGUCUUCGAUUGCAAUUUUAGAAAACAGCGGACAGAUUGUGAGUGGUAGCCAUGAUAGUACGAUGCGCAUAUGGGAUAUUGGCGAAGGUCGUUGCACCCAGAUUCUAACAGGCCACGAAAAAAGUGUCAGAUCAAUUGUCAUCCACCCAGAAGAGCCAGUAAUAAGUUCAGCUUCAACUGAGAGAAUUAUUCACUGGAGCAUGCCAGACGGUGAAAAAAUGAAGGAAAUCACACCGCAAGACAUUUCAAUAAACUGCAUCUCGGUGAAUCCUCAAGGGGCGUUGGUCGCUGCAGGUUCAAAUGGAGUCAUUCACUUAUGGGACUGGAAAAGUGGUCACAAAUUUCAGAAGAUCCAUCGAACAAGAGUAUAUGAGUCGCAAGAAGUUCCAAUUUGCGUAUUUUCAACAGUUUUUGACAAAUCUGGAAGUCGGCUUUUGGUAUCAGAUGCAAGUAAUAUCAUAAAGGUUUAUGGUGAAGCGUACACAAGGGUAAGGAGACGAUUCAAUGUCCCAGAAGAAAAGAAACAGCGAAGGACCACAAGCUCUGGACGAAUGACUGGAAAUAAUGCUUUUAGUUGAACAUGAACCUAAAUUUCAAUCUGGCUGUGUUGGCAACCAAUGGACAAUUCUCACGUUCCCGAAACAAUAAAAGAUGUCAGAUGACUAAAUGUGUUCCUCGGUGUCCAUGAACAUACAGAUAUUCGAUUGAGUGAUGUUUUUUUAUGAAAUCGUUUUUAUGAUUGCAAUCGUGUUUUAGUCUACAUGGGCGGCGCCAGGUGUAGGGCUGGGGGGCUCCAGCCCCCCCUCCCCAAUUUUUUUGCAAAAUAGUGUUUUUAAGAGAAUUAAAAGAAUAGAAAAAAUAGAAAUAGAAGAAAAGAAUAUUGCGAUAAAUCCUUUUACAGUAUUGCUUUAUUUGAAAGAAAUAAGCCGGGGUCUAUGGUGUCCCAUAAAGUAACGAAUUCCAUUUUAAGACUGGAAUUAAUCAAGCAAAAAAAACCAUGCCUUAAAAAUAGCAAAAUGUUUGCAAAAAAGGACCGCAAAGAAUAUUCUGAACUAUUUUUUAAGCUAGUCUAGAGGGCGUGGCUGCUAAAAAUUACUGCUCGCUUCACUCGCAAAAUUUUCUGCUCGCCCACUCUUUGGAUAUACCUAAGGCUCCCGACAAACUCUCGCCGCCCUUUCCAAUAAAAUCAUAGGCAUAAAAUACCGUGAAGCAUUUCAGUGCGUUUUUUUCAAAAGUUGGUUUUUUAGUCUAAUAAUGUUAUCAACACUUUGAAUUUCUUGGCGCCGCCCCUAGUCUAUACUGAUAAAAAAAAUCAGAUUGCAAGAUUAACUCAACAAGGUAGAUGAGUUUCACAAGAUUGUGCAUUCAUUAAAUUAUAGUUCUCGUUUGAAAGAGACUAAGAACUGUAGACUGUUUAUUUAAAUAUGUAUUGUUCCAUGAAAUUUGCCGUUUUAAUGUCCUGGUAAGGAGGCCUUUUAGAUCAUAUUUUCAUUGAACCCAUUCCAGGGCACCGUUCUCCAUUUAGACAUUUACUACCACGAACUGGAACAGGAUUCCAUUUCUCGCAGUAGUUAGCCUUCAUUUGCCUUGUGCCCUAGUCCCUAGUGUUGAAUAGCUAGCCUUCAUUUGCCUUGUGCCCUAGUCCCUAGUGUUGAAUAGCUAGCCUUCAUUUGCCUUGUGCCCUAGUUCCUAGUGUUAAAUAACUAGCCUUCAUUUGCCUUGUGCCCUAGUUCCUAGUGUUAAAUAGCUAGCCUUCAUUUGCCUUGUGCCCUAGUUCCUAGUGUUAAAUAGCUAGCCUUCAUUUGCCUUGUGCCCUAGUUCCUAGUGUUAAAUAGCUAGCCUUCAUUUGCCUUGUGCCCUAGUUCCUAGUGUUAAAUAGCUAGCCUUCAUUUGCCUUGUGCCCUAUUUCUUAGUGUUAAAAAGCUAGCCUUUAUUUGCCUUGUGCCCUAGUUCCUAGUGUUAAAUAGCUAUCCUUUAUUUGCCUUGUGCCCUAGUUCCUAGUGUUAAAUAACUAGCCUUCAUUUGCCUUGUGCCCUAGUCCCUAGUGUUGAAUAGCUAGCCUUCAUUUGCCUUGUGCCCUAGUUCCUCGUGUUAAAUAGCUAGCCUUCAUUUGCCUUGUGCCCCUAGUUUUAAAUACCGUAAAUCCUCGAAUUGGCCCCCCUUCGAAAAAGCCCCCCUCUCGAAUAAGCCCCCACCAUAGAGCUAUAAACUCUCAAUAAGCCCCCCUCGAAUUAGGCCCCACUGUUACCAUAAAUUCUCGAACUUGACCCAUCAAUUUGACGAUUUUUGCCAUCUGAGGUUGCCUUUAGCGUCUUAUUGAAUUGCCAAAAAAAUCAUACUUUUGGUAAUAAUUAAUUAAAUUCUCAUAAAAAAUUCCUACUAAAAUAAACGAGUUCUUUAAAUAAUGUCUCCUUAAUGUCUACAAUAACUUUUUAAGCCCCCCUCGAAUAAGCCCCCAUCCAAAAAUAUAAAAAAUAAAUUAGCCCCCAGGGGACUGAUUCGAGGAUUUACGGUAGUUAGCCUUCAUUAAACUCUAGUCCUAGUCCCUAGUGUUAAAUAGCUAGCCUUUUCUGCCUUUUGUACUCAUAAUGUGACUUAUUUGUCUGAUUAGCAAGUAUUUUUGGCAGCUCGGGCUACAUGAUAUGAAAAAUUGAGCCUCCUUUUUUUGUAUUUCAUCUGCCGUAUUCGUGGUAAAACGUUGCUAUGGUAUUGAGCCGACUGGACGUGAUAAGUUAUAAAGGUACUUAGCAAAAGGCUUUUCGAAUUUCAAAGUCAAACACAGCCAUUAGACGGGAAUAAAAGCCGCUAGUUGCUUUGUUUUCAACGACAAGGUUCAGAAAUGUACAAAAAAUUCACUGUUCAAUCAGGUUUUUAAAAUAUAUUUCAAGCAAACUGCUUAAUUAAUAACAGGUUUAAACAUCACAUAAUAGGAAGUUUCACAAUUCAUACUGUUCAAACACACGAUACUUGUUACUUGAGACAAAACUCAGAAAAAUCAUCGUCAAGCAAUCAUCUGUUUUUGACAAAGUCCUUCAUUUCCUCUAUCGUUGGCUUGAAUCUGUCAAUAUUGCCACCAGGUGUUCUUAUAUAUGCUACAAAACAGAAGAAAAGGCAUCAAUUAAAGUCUACUAACUUCCUGCGCUUAGUCAAGACCGUAUUACACAUAUAUAAAAAUGGAAUAAAGCGGAGAUUUUCUCACAAUUAGCAGACUGCUUUUUCAUCGCCAGAAAAUUAUGAAACUGAAUUCCUAGUCAAUAUGAUAUUUUCCAUACACGAUGUCCUUGCACCCAGGAUAACGAUAUACCAGCUAGUCUCCGAAUAAUGAACUGUCUACAUAAGAAAACGUCGUAAAUGUUAACUUUAUCUCAUCAAUAAGACAAAAGAGGCCAUCAAGAGGAAUACCGCUCAUUCAAGCAAUUUUCAGAUAUUUUAACAAUGUCAUAAUCAAUCUUGUUCGAGACGGGGCACUUUCAAGUGCUUGUUAAUGAUCAAAAUCUUUUAAUGAAUCACAAUACCCUCUUGUAUUUCAAUAUUAUUGUUAAAGAACAAUUCUGAGUGCAUCGGCUACAUUCUAUCGCAAACUUUGCAAGCCUUGAUCUUCACAUUUGUUCUUCGCAAGUUCAAAGUCCUAAGCUCAAAUGUUUAUAAUAAAGAACAUUCUCCUUUAUUCCUUGCAAAAGCCCUGGACGCACUAACAAGAUUUCAGGAAAAACUUCUGACAAACUUAAUCUCUAUUGUUCAUAGAAAAAAGGAAUUAAGCUUGUUAGUAAACAAAUGCUGAUUUUCCAGUUCAGCCACCCAAAGGCCCUGAACGCACAGAUUUCUGACAUAAAGCUCAUUAUUUUUGUCAAAGUGGAAAAUCAAGAAAACUUUUUCACACAUGAACUGCAGAGCGCUUGAAUUUCCAAGCGGAAAUCAGAUUAUCUUUGUCAAACUUGAAAAAUUAUUCUCGAUUUUCCAACUUGACAAAAAAAUGCGUUCUACGUCAGAAAUCCGUGUGUCCAGGGUCAAAAGCAAGAGCGUUAAACUCAGACCCUGUUUACACUGUGCCGGAUAAAUUUUAUCCGCAUCAAAAUUAGUUCAGAUAGGCGCAGCGUUUACACUAGACCCACGCUAUCCGCACGAAUUUGAGAGCGGCUAUCCGAGCAAAAUUAGUUCACCUAGGAAGGUGGAUUAGAUUAAUUCGGAUAGCUAUGUGGUACAAUGUUUAAGGGUUUUAUCCGGAUAAAUUUCAUCCACAUCGCAUCUUGCUCGAAAGUGAUUGGCUAUUUCAUCCUAUUUAGUUUUCACUGUCUCCCAAUCAAGACAUUUCGCCACAUGGACUGCCUUGUAAUCGAUAAAUACUCGAAAUUACUUUUAAAUUUUGGUCUUCUCAAUUAGACUUACUUACAGUAAAUUGCUCCUCAUCAUUUUACCUUCAGUGUAUCUACUACUGGCAUAAAGCCCGCAAUUCAAGAGAAAUUUUCUGGUCUGGAAAGAGCUGAGCAUUUCUGGCAGCUUUAAAAAAACUAUCCUCAGAUAACAGACCACAAAUGAUUAUUUAACAUGAAGUAUUUAAGCAAAAUUGAACUGAUCUUGAUACUGUGCUGUACCAAAAGCUAAUGAACUAUCACAUCCGUUUAACUGGUUUCACAAUGAAUCUUGUUCCCGUUCCCAAAAGGCGCAUCUAAUCGAAAAGAGUAUGUCAAUUAUUUACCCUUAUUUCUAAAAUAGAACAGACUUUUUAUUGUAACAAUAAAGGCCUUACUUUUGUUAUCCCUGUAGUUAUCCCAGGCUGCUAAAUAUUCCAAUGCCAUUUUCCUGCAAUUCUGUUUAUGGUUGACAGGAUCUCUGGCAUAACACUUUUCCAGUCUUUCGCGAUAUAUUUUGAUCAUCUCAACUUCAACUAUUCGAGCAUGGUACCACUCAUCUCUGGCCCGUGCAAAUGCUACUAGAUCUCCUUUAGGAAGAUCUGAAAAAAAGUUCUCUGGCUCAGAGAAGCUAAAGUUUUCCUUGGCCUUCUCCUUUGCCUUCAAUAACGCUGGAUCUGAUGCCAUUUUGAUCCUACAAAAAACCAAAAACA
This is a messenger RNA of Rhopilema esculentum, 10388 nucleotides long. NCBI's taxonomy places the organism in Eukaryota, Metazoa, Cnidaria, Scyphozoa, Rhizostomeae, Rhizostomatidae. The record is from RefSeq and is a predicted model, not a curated record.